CUGCAUAUAAAUACAGAACUAGCUUUAUAUAACAUUUUCUUACACUUCACGGAUAGAUACUUAAGUGCCUUCAAAAAUGGACUCCAAUAAAGAAAAUGAGGUAGCUACAGUUGCAAUAACAAAAACAAAGGACGGUGGCAAAGGGAAAAGUGUUAAAUGGGGUGCUCCUAUUUCCACAGAUCAAUCUUCAUCAUCAGUUUCGACAAAGUCUGCUGCCUCGUUGCCAAAACCACCAGCAACAAGGUGGAGAAAAGGCGUGGCAAUAGCAGACUUUGUCUUAAGACUUGGUGUCAUAGGAGCUGCUAUAGGCGCCACAUAUCUGAUGGGAAACAAUGAGGAGGUUCUUCCAUUUUUCACACAGUUUCUCCAGUUCCAUGCUCAGUGGUCUGACUUUCCAAUGUUCCAGUUUCUUGUGGUAGCAACCGGGGUAAUUGGUGGAUACGCGGUUCUUUGCCUUCCGUUCUCGUAUGUUUGCAUUGUUCGACCAUAUGCUUUGGGACCAAGGCUUCUGCUUAUGAUCCUUGAUAUAGUAAGCUUCAAAGAGAAAGAGGAUUCUAUUAAAGAUGUUGAUGUGGAUCCGAAAGACAAAUGGUAUCAAGAGAAAGAAGCACCAAAUAAAGGGGAUAAACCCUUUGACCCAUAUCCAAUCAUUUCAAUUUCUAAAGCAAAUUUUGAUGAGUAG
Arachis duranensis is the source of this 682-nucleotide messenger RNA. Its product is annotated as casparian strip membrane protein 5-like. The record is from RefSeq and is a predicted model, not a curated record. The transcript is spliced from 3 exons. Lineage: Eukaryota; Viridiplantae; Streptophyta; Magnoliopsida; Fabales; Fabaceae. Bases 77 to 682 code for a protein of 201 amino acids.